Hypomesus transpacificus is the source of this 4235-nucleotide messenger RNA. It is a transcript of the gene myt1a, whose product is annotated as myelin transcription factor 1a. The record is from RefSeq and is a predicted model, not a curated record. Gene Ontology annotation, molecular function: zinc ion binding; DNA-binding transcription factor activity, RNA polymerase II-specific; RNA polymerase II cis-regulatory region sequence-specific DNA binding. NCBI's taxonomy places the organism in Eukaryota, Metazoa, Chordata, Actinopteri, Osmeriformes, Osmeridae. Gene Ontology annotation, biological process: regulation of transcription by RNA polymerase II. Gene Ontology annotation, cellular component: nucleus. Bases 89 to 3625 code for a protein of 1178 amino acids. The transcript is spliced from 22 exons.
UGAGUUCAGAGGGCAGCUGCUGAAUCAGAGGUGGACAAGAGGAGACAGAAUCAGCAGCUGGGAGACCAAGAGGAGCCUUCGAAUCAAAAUGAGUCAGGACAUAGCAGAAACACGUACACGGACCCGCUCAAAAGGGAUCCGAGUUCCCUUGGAAGUUGUAGGACCAGAUUUGAGCAGCUGCCCCACUCCUGGCUGUGAUGGCUCAGGCCAUGUCAGUGGAAGAUACUCUCGACACAGAAGUGUACUGGGAUGUCCAAUUAUUAAGAAGAGAAAAUUGGAAGCAGAAGCAGAGGAGAAUCAACCUUCCCCCAAGAAGAGGGCCCAGCCUUUAAAAAUGGCCAUGGAUGAAGGCUUCAAUGCAGACAGUGAUGCUAGCAGUGAAGCCGAGCAAAAGGAAGGGGAGGAGUCAGAGUCUGAAGAGGUCAAAGAAAAAGACAAGAACAAAAAAACUUCUCAAGAUUCAACAAAAGAUUGCUCAUCAGUGGUAUCUGAGGUACUAGACAUUAUAGACAACGCUUCUAACACCGCUGCCCCACCUGAAGUCGAGAGUCCAGAGGAAGACACUGAAAAAGCCACCACAGCCCCGCAGAUUCAUAUAGAAACAGAGACUGAAACAGAGGUAGACAAACGCAAAGAGGGGGUAAAUGUAGUAGCAGAGAUAGAAGCUAUUGAAAAGAAGGAAGAGGUAGUGAAAGAAACGGACAAGACAGCAGAAGAGGAGAGGACAACAGAGCAGUCUAAAGUAAACGCUGAAUCAGGGAGGGUGGUGGUUGAGGAGGGGAAGGAGGGAGCUGAGGAGGUAGGGGUAGAGGAGGAAGAGGAGGGAGAGGAAGCAGAGGAUAGUCAGUGUGUCACCCAGGAGAACUCUGAUCACCCAUACUCCAGUGGGGACUACAACACACAUUUGGCCAAAGAGCACAAAGGAGAAACAGAAGAGGAGGAAGAAGAGGAGGAGGAAGAGGAGGAAGGGAGCGAUGAGCAUGUGACAGAGGACCAUGUGGAGCCCGAUGUGCAUCCUAUGUCAAGCCCUCUUGUUAAGGAACCAGAAGUACAGGAGACACACAACGAGGUUAAGAUUUCCUCCUUGACAGAUGAGGAAGAGGAGGAUGAGGUAGAAGAGGACGGGGAGGACAGGGAGGCAGGCGAAGUGAGGGAAGAGGAUUCUCACAAAGCCUCCCCCACUGUACUGGUGAUCGAGGUCCAGUCAGAGGAGGAGUACGAGGAGGAAGAGGAGGAGGCAGACGAAGGGGAAGAAGAAGAGGAGGAAGAGGACCGUCUCUCAGAGGGCUCAGAAGUGACAGAUGAUUCUGAGAACUGGGAUAUGACGCGGGGGAACCUAGGGCUUCUGGAGCAAGCUAUCGCCCUGAAGGCGGAGCAGGUCAGGGGUCCUCAUGAAGAGGACGAGUCCCCCGAGUACCAACAUUACCACAGUCCCAGCGACAGGGCUUCAGUCCACAGUCUGGAUGCUGCUUCAGCUGUGCGCAGGGGAGGACACUAUAGCAAAGAUAAGAAGGAGGUUAAAUGCCCUACCCCUGGGUGUGAUGGGACAGGCCAUGUGACUGGGCUGUAUCCUCACCAUCGCAGUCUCUCUGGGUGCCCUCACAAAGACAGGAUCCCGCCUGAGAUCCUGGCUAUGCAUGAGAACGUGCUGAAGUGUCCAACUCCUGGGUGCACAGGCCAGGGUCAUGUCAACAGCAAUCGCAACACACAUCGCAGUUUGUCGGGCUGUCCCAUUGCAGCAGCAGAGAAGCUCUCCAAGAGCCAUGAAAAACCAGUUUACCCUCAGUCCUCAGUCAGUGAGCCUGCUGGAAGCCCCCACUCAGACAGAGUGCUCAGGCCCAUGUGUUUUGUCAAGCAGCUGGAGAUCCCUCAGUACGGCAGCUACAGACCCAACAUGGUUCCCGCCACGCCUCGUGCCAACCUGGCCAAAGAGCUGGAGAAGUACUCCAAGGUGUCCUUCGACUAUGCAAGCUUUGACGUCCAGGUGUUUGGCAAGCCUAUGCUUGUUCCAAAGAUGCCCACCAGCGAUACUUCACCCAAAGCCUUCAAAUCCAAACCAUUCCCCAAGGCUUCAUCCCCGAGCCACAGCCUGUCCGGAGGGUAUGCCAAAAGCAGCUCCUCCUCUUCCUCCAGCGGGUAUGAUUACACCCACGAUGCUGAGGCAGCUCACAUGGCGGCCACGGCCAUUCUGAACUUAUCCACACGCUGCUGGGAGAGGCCGGAGAACCUCAGCACCAAGCAGGGAGACCCAGACAGCAAGGAUCCAGAUAUUGAAGUGGAUGAGAACGGCACACUGGACCUGAGUAUGAAGAAGCCUAUCAAGAGCGAAGGGAUGCAAUCACCAGUCCCAUCUUCUUCCUCCUCCUCUUCCUCUCAGAAUCUGGGAGGAAGGACCUCCACUCAGAGCCACACACAGGCAGAGUGGGAGGGACCUCUGGACUUUACCAAGCCAAGUGGCCAGAAGGAGGAGGAGCAAGAUGAGAUGGAGUACGUGGCUCAUUCUUACACCUCAUCUGACGUUGAGGAUGAUGAACUCAAUCAAGAGGGUAUGGAAGACAGGAAGUACCCAGGGGAAGUCACCACUUCCAGCUUCAAGGUCAAAUUCCAGCCCAAGGACUGCAAAAAAGAAGUUCUACUUUGUCCUACCCCAGGUUGUGACGGCAGUGGGCAUAUAACUGGAAACUAUGCGUCACACAGAAGUCUGUCAGGCUGUCCUCUUGCUGAUAAAUCUCUUCGGACCCUCAUGGCUGCCCACACUGCUGAACUAAAAUGUCCCACCCCAGGCUGUGAUGGAUCAGGACACAUAACAGGGAAUUAUGCCUCCCAUAGAAGUCUGUCUGGAUGCCCUCGUGCCAAGAAGGGAGGGGUGAAAUUAACACCCACCAAAGAUGACAAGGAGGACUCUGAGCUACUGAGUAGAUGCCCAGUGCCCGGCUGUGACAGCCUGGGCCACAUCAGUGGAAAGUAUGCCACCCACCGCAGUGCCUAUGGGUGCCCCCUGGCAGCACGUCGCCAGAAGGAGGGGCUUCUGAAUGGCUCGCCGUUCUCCUGGAAGGCCUUUAAGACGGAGGGUCCCACCUGCCCAACUCCUGGGUGUGAUGGCUCAGGUCAUGCCAACGGAAGCUUCCUCACACACCGCAGUCUCUCAGGUUGUCCCAGAGCGUCAGCUAAUAAGAAAAGAACCCGUUUCCCGGGAGACGAGUACAUCACAGCUAAAUUCAGGGCCAGUGAUGUUCUGGACAAUGAUGAAGAUAUCAAACAGCUCAACCAGGAGAUUAGUGAGCUGAGUGAGUCCAACACAGAGAUGGAGGCAGACAUGAUGAACCUACACACCCAGAUUUCAUCAAUGGAGAAGAACCUGAAGAGUAUGGAGGAGGAGAACAAGCAGAUUGAGGAGAGAAAUGAAGCCUUGUUUGUGGAACUUUCUGGCCUGAGCCAGGCUCUUAUUCGUAGCCUAUCUAACAUUCGCCUGCCACACAUGCAGGAACCAAUCACAGAGCAGAACUUUGAUACCUAUGUGGACACCCUGACUCAUAUGUUCUCCAACAAAGAUUGCUACCAGAACCCAGAGAACAGGGCUCUUUUGGAGUCCAUCAACCAGGCUGUGAAAGGCAUCGAGGUUUAAUCUAAGUAGAGCGUAAAAAAGAAUGUGAAAAUGAGAGAGCAUUGAAAGCAGAGAAUGAGAAGACAGGGUGCCGUAUGGACACCAAUCCCACCUAUAUUCAUCCCUAUUUUAAAGCGCUUUUGGAGUAUAUGUUUGAUAAUUAUCUUUUCUUUUUUUUUUGCUUUGGUGCAAAUAUGUUGUCUGUCUUAAGUCCCCCCUCCCCCCUCUUUUUGCAUGUUGGUUUAUGAGGAUCAAAGGACAGACUUGUGUAUGGAUCAAUAUGGAUGUGUCCAUUGAAUAUUUAAGUGUCUGAGAUUGAACUGGAGUAAAACUGUGUUGGUGUGAAGGAAAUAUUGAUGGGUACAGUAUAUAUUUCAAAUAGGCCUAACCAUCCCCGUACUAUAAUGGUACAGAACAGAUGUAGAAUGCAGUAUAUUGCCCAUAAACCACACCAUACCAGAUUCUCUUAGGUAGAGUAUGUAUCCCGAUCCCAUUGAGUAAUGUUGAUAGUAUUUAUGACCAUAGUUGUUGCACUUCCAGGACUAGUUUGUAGUUUCAUGUUGUGUAACUAUUUGAGUCUCUGAAAUGACUGUUUAAUAUAUUAUUUAUUAAUGCUGUUGUAUUAGUUUUG